UUAUUGGAGCCUACUCUAAUACUCAAUUGAUAGUGAUCACAACAUCAUAAUGAACACGAGGGAAAUCGUGCUGGAGUUCAGUUGUUGUUGCCUCGCGACUACCCUCACUUGAGAUCAGAUUGCACCACAUACAGCAGUUCCUGUUUGAGUUGAGAUAAAAGUACGUUCCUAUGGUGAUUUAACUGCACUCCCAACUCCGGUGGACAGCUAACUGUUCAGUAUCCAUCAUGGCUCCUUGGGAGAGGCAAGGAUUCUGGGGUCCGCCGACCUCAACCUUAGACUGGUGUGAAGAAAACUAUGUUGUCUCCUCUUAUAUCGCAGAAUUCUGGAACACCGUGAGCAACCUGAUCAUGAUUCUACCUCCAAUUUAUGGUGCCAUACAGGCUCUCAAAGAUGGCCUUGAAAUCUGUUAUUUACUUUCAUUUUUGGGACUUGCAGUGGUCGGUAUUGGCUCAUGGUGCUUCCACAUGACUUUGCAGUACGAGAUGCAGUUACUUGAUGAGUUACCCAUGAUCUACUGCUGCUGUGUCUUUGUCUACUGCCUAUGUGAAUGCUUCAAGCAGGAGAAGUCAAUCAGCUGUUUGCCCAUAGUGAUAUUACUUGCGUUCAGCGUUAUAGUGACUGUGGUAUACCUACAGUGGAAGGAGCCUGUAUUUCAUCAGGUCAUGUAUGGAAUAAUGGUGGGAGCCUUAGUUUUUCGUUCUGUCUUCAUAGUUUCAUGGGUAUAUCCAUGGCUCAGACCACUGUGCUACACAUCUUUAGGUCUGUUCCUGUUGGGCUUCAUUCUGUGGAACAUAGACAAUCUCCUGUGUGAUACACUAAGAGCAACUCGAGAAAGGCUGCCCCCCAUUGUAGGUGCAGUUACUCAAUUCCAUGCCUGGUGGCACAUUCUAACAGGCGUGGGAUCCUACCUGCAUAUUCUCUACAGCAUCCAGAUAAGACGCACCUACCUCAAACACAGACCGAAAGUGCAGUUUAUAUGUAGAUUUUGGCCCCUGAUUGACACUGAGUCCCAGAAGAGCAGCUGAGGGUGAGUUGGCAUCAGAGACAAUGCUGCCUCUCCACACAAGCUGUGGUGGCAUGUCGUGUGGCCGCACUGGAAUUCCGAUGACUUCAGUAAACUCACAGAGGCUUCGAAGAGGCUUCUCUCCCAUCAGCUCAGCCAAAAGAAUUCCUCUUCUCAGCCACACAGAAUUCUCAAGAUUAGUGUUCUCUAGGAAAUGAGUAGCUGUGUUUUCAUGAUACUUAAUGGAGUAGGCCAGAUGUCAGUGGUGAACAUGUCAGGAACUUUUCACAUUGAUCAUUAAUCAUUUUAAUCAUUAUAUUCAUACAGUGCACGCACAUACACAUACACACACACACACACACACACACACACACACACACACAUACACGUACACACACACAUCACAUGCACUCAGGAGAUUUAAGGGCUUAUGCAUGACGUGACCCUUGACAAAGGGAAACAAGCUUUGGUUGCUUUCUUCAACAUGGGAAGAAACGAAUUUAAGUGAUGCUUACUUGUUUCUAGUUUAUUAUGAAUAUUAUAGACCUUUUAACAUAAAUAUGGUUCUGGCAGAUGCUAGAGAUUAUGUUAUUCUGAAUUAUAAUUUUUGUGGUUUUUAGCAUCCAGGGGGUUCUUGAUGCUACCUAUGCCAAUAUUAUGUCUGGAGGAGACCAUAGGCAAUGUUUGUGCUGGUCACAAACAGAUUAAACCAAAGGGAAUGUUAUGCCAUUACAUUAUGUCAUUUUAUUUAUUGUUUUUAAAAGUAGAUGUGUUGUGUAUGUUAAAUUCAUUUGCACAAUUUGGUGCAAGAAGUGCAUCUCAAUGAUUAUCACAAAUCUUUUUUUCUCAGUUUUUUUUUUUACUGCACACUGUGGGACUGAAAUGAUCUGACUCAGAUCUGAUGUGAUCUGGUAUCUGUUAUGUGCUAUUACCAAGAUACACAAAGUUCAAUGAUAGAGGAUACUCACAAAUAACUUCCACAUCCACUGACAUAACUAUGGUGGGAUUUCUUCGUUCAUCAGCUGUAGAGGCCUUCCUUGGCCUAGCAGGACCUUUGUGAUUACAGUUGAUUUUUGUAAGUCUAAGGUUUGGCCUAUGUGUUUUUUUUUUGUUUUUGUUUUUUCUCAGCCUCGUGAUGGCUUUUUUUUUACUUUCAUUGGCAUAACUCUGGUCCUCAUGUUGACAAACGUUAGUAACUGACUCCAAAGGCAAUCAAAAGCCUAGAAUCAAAACUAGGUACUGAAAGCAAUCCUAUACCUGCAGAAAGGAAGUAGCUGAACACACCUGACUGAUCAGGAACAACUGUGAACGCAUUUGUCCCAAACAACUUGGUGCCCUGAAAUAGGGGGAUAUAUGUAUAAAAAGUGAUGUCAUUUCUACGUGGUGAAACCAAUAUGUAUAAAAAUACCAUUUAAUAAAUGCUGAUAAUCUGCACUUUAA
Molecule: messenger RNA, 2446 nt
Organism: Anguilla rostrata (American eel)
Lineage: Eukaryota; Metazoa; Chordata; Actinopteri; Anguilliformes; Anguillidae
Product: alkaline ceramidase 3-like
Exons: 11
Coding region: 228-1028 (266 amino acids)
Biological process (GO): ceramide metabolic process; phytosphingosine biosynthetic process
Cellular component (GO): endoplasmic reticulum membrane
Source: RefSeq, a predicted model, not a curated record